AUGGAAGUGACAACGAUCAUGUUCAAAUGGAGACGUACACUUUCUUGGGAAGGUAUAGUGACGGGGAACUUGUAUUUUUCACAAUUGCACAAAUCAUCGUACUACUUUAAACAAAUUAUACGACCAUAUUACAUAGUGGUGAUUUCUAAUUACAAUGCGAUUAAUGAGUUUUCUUCAGCAACAAGUACCUUUGACAUGUCUUCAGCUGUGUGGAUAGUGAUGUUCAUUUACAAAGAACAUGGUUCCGAUUAUUGUCACAAUCCACCAGGUAAUAUAUUUCAUUUAACAUUCAACACUGAAAUGAUGGUUCGUUGUGGUACAGAAAAUAUUUUACGAGAAUGGUAUUCGAUCGAUACGAAUCAAAUUGAGAUCAAUGAUAUAGCUACUUGGAGUUUGGAGAGAGGAAUCACUAAAAUGGUUCCAGAUUUUAUUUACCAACGAAGAAAUAAUUUAAAAGGCUUAAUUAUGAAAGCUGUUACAAUCAAGGAUUCACCAUUUGUAAACGUCAGAAAGAGUGGAGAUAUAGACGGUAUAUUUGCUGAAAUAUUGAGGGAAAUUUGUAUUACUCUUAAUUUCAGUUUCAACAUUGUCUCGGAAGUAGAAGAGUAUGGAAGAUGGAAUCCAAAAAAAAAGAUUUGGACUGGAGCAAUUGCAGAAUUAUAUGCAGGUCAUAUUGACAUUGCUCUUUCAGGUUUUUCUAUUACCAAUGCGAGAUUGAAUGUUGUUGACUUCACGCAUCCUGUUUUUAAAACCAAAAACUUUCUCGUUAUUCGAGAACCAGAAAAAUUCCGGAUUAAAUGGUCAUCUUAUUUUCUAGCUUUCAAUCAUUCUGUUUGGUUUGCUAUAUUUGGAUUAUUAAUUGGUACAUCGAUCUUCCUGAUCUUUCUCAAAAUGAAAAAUGGAACCGAUCGUAAAAUUGGAUAUUUAUUUUUCGAUAAUUUUUUAGAGAUUUGGGGUAUAUUUUGCCAACAGGGACUUGUUGAUUUCUCGCAUAAAUCUUCGUUACGAAUAGCAUAUUUCUCUAUAUUUCUUUGGGUUACUGUCUUAUGGGCCGUAUAUUCAGCUGCUUUGAUAAGCUUUUUAACAUCCGUUAUCCAUGUCUUACCAUUUGAUUCAUUCGAGCGUUUCGUUACAGACGGUACUUACCAACUUGCAGUUGUUCGUGGUUCUGCUUUUUAUGAUAAAUUUGCAAAUUCGGGAGAUCCGUUUGCGAAAGAGGUGAUGAAGUUGAUGCUAGAAGAUAAAAAUUUGCCCGAUACUGCAGUAGAAAUAUUGAAGAGAAUUUGUAAAAAUCGGAAAUUAGCAAUGUACACGUAUGACGAUAUAAGAAAGAGGGUAAAUGACAAAAUUCUGUGCAAUGUGGUUCUUAUUGACACUGGACAUGUAAGCAAUUUUGCUAUAACUUUAUCUAAGGACAGUCCAUUUACUGAUGUCAUCAAUUUUCAGUAA
Vespula pensylvanica (western yellowjacket) is the source of this 1449-nucleotide messenger RNA. RefSeq names its product glutamate receptor ionotropic, delta-1-like. Bases 1 to 1449 code for a protein of 482 amino acids. The transcript has 6 exons. Gene Ontology annotation, molecular function: glutamate-gated receptor activity. Gene Ontology annotation, cellular component: membrane. Lineage: Eukaryota; Metazoa; Arthropoda; Insecta; Hymenoptera; Vespidae. The record is from RefSeq and is a predicted model, not a curated record.